AUGCUUGUAACCAAUCCGAUGAAUCGUGCCACACUUUCUGAGGUGAUGAAUCAUUCGUGGAUGAUCAAGGGUUACGAUGGUCCUCCUGAAAAUUAUUUGCCACAAAGGAGUCCUCUUACACUUCCCCUAGAUCCCGAAGUGAUUCGUCGGAUGACUGGUUUCGAGUUUGGCACAGAACAAGAGAUCAAAAGGCGUUUGGAAGCUAUCGUCAAAAGUGAUUCUUAUCAGAGUUCAAUCAAAACACAAUAUUACAAUCACGGGUCUUUUGAUAAUAGGAAAAGGAGCAAUGGUCUUUCUGAGUACUACCGUAGAAAAUUAUCAGGCUCGAGUGGCUCGAUCCAUGAAGAUAGAUCUAUCACGGCAGACCCUACUCAAGCGGUUCACCCACUAAUUUCAAUUUACUACCUUGUAAAGGAAAAAAUUGAGAGAGAACGUUUAAUACAACAAGGCGGUAUCCCCAGAUUUGGUUCGUCGUCCUCUCUUUCUGAGGUGAACAACAGCUUACAAAUACCCCAUGUUCCCGUACCUGAUCCUUCACAUGUCAGUGAUACUGGCUUCAAUGCUAAUAGCUCGGUAGUUAGACGCGCGACUGUUCCCGGAACUAGGCCUCGCACACGAACAAGUGGAGAGGAGUUCACAAAUAUAGCUUCAGUCGAGGAAGGGGAAAUUCCUGAGGAGACUAUGGAUGAGGUUAGUGGUGAGUUGAAUUAUGGCAGAAAGAGUAGUGAACAACCAUCAAGCGGCGGUGGCUCUGGCGGAGGACUAAUGAAACGCUUGAGUUUAGCAAUUGUUGGUUCUCCACGUGAAUCCGUUUCACCACCAAUCUCUCCUACCUCAUCGGCACCAUCUUCCCCAAGAAACCAGUCGGAGCAUCGACGUCAUGGAUCAACGCCAAAUGGUCCCAAAAGAGAUGGCUCCAGCCAUCUCUCUCACAGGCUCUCCCACAUGUUGUCAAGAGCUACGUCAGUUUCAGAGGCAGACUAUAGACGUCAUCGACAGAGAAACUCCGUUGGAAAUAACCGAUUAUCUCACACGCCCAGUGGAAGUAGCGCAGAUAGGAAUCCUACUGCAAAAAUUCCCGUCGGUAUCUUGCCUCAACUGGCUGAGCCAUCAUCGACAAUUGAUUCACAGUACGAAAGAACGGGCUACGUCCCAUCGACAAAUUCGCCCCGUUCGGUGCACCAACGAAGUACGUCGGGUGGAAAUCAAAUGACCAUCAGCGUAUCACCUAAUACACAACGUAAGACUGAAGACUUUAAUUUUCCACCAUCUUCAUCCCCACACUCUCCAUUACCCGGUGGUACCGCCGACUCCGGGAUUCGACCGGUUUAUCUGAAGGGUUUAUUUAGUGUGGCGACGACUUCGACAAAACAUCCAUCGGUCAUUCGACAGGAUCUCAUAAGGGUUCUGGAUCGAAUUGGCGUGAAAUGGCGUGAAGGUCGAGGAGGAUUCGAAUGCGUACAUAUACCAAGCAUAGACCUAAAAUCUGUUGUUAGUUCAAAUGGUGGGAAAGGUGAACAACAAAUUACAAAUCAUCAUCACGCUCACUUUAAUCGACACGAGCGUAGAGAUAGUCAUUCGUCGGGAAAUUCGGCUGCAUCUACUUCAUCUUCAACUUCGUAUAGGGACAGUUAUGCUCAAGGGCAGGACCUUCAUUUUUCGGCUGAUGGCGAAGUUCGACUUUCGCUAUCACCUGCCGUCAAUAGGUAUAGUGAAAAUCUUAAUUACAGCAGUGGUAAUGAUCCAUCGACUGCUAAUGUUACAGACCUCGUUGUACGAUUUGAAAUUUUUAUUGUAAAAGUACCAUUAUUGCUCGGGGUUCACGGGUUACAAUUUCGCAGAGUUGCGGGUGAUCCGUGGCAAUACAAAAAUAUGUGUUCGAAAAUUCUUGGAGAGCUGAAAUUGUAG
This is a messenger RNA of Acaulospora colombiana, 1908 nucleotides long. The record is from the annotation of a GenBank genome assembly. NCBI's taxonomy places the organism in Eukaryota, Fungi, Glomeromycota, Glomeromycetes, Diversisporales, Acaulosporaceae.